Messenger RNA from Psylliodes chrysocephalus, 903 nucleotides. The record is from the annotation of a GenBank genome assembly. Lineage: Eukaryota; Metazoa; Arthropoda; Insecta; Coleoptera; Chrysomelidae.
AUGAGAUUUUUCAUCAUUGCCUUUUUAACGAUUUUGGCAACUUUAACGUAUGCUGAAGAAGAGAAUUGUAACUAUCAGGGACAUUUGAUCUACGAAGAUUUAGGAUGCAAACCAGUGACCAAAGAUGGCCAUGCUUGUCCAGUCGAAUACACGUGUAAUUUCGAAGUCAAAAACAAUACUUGCACUUUCAGAGGACGAAGUGUUCAACUUUAUGAAAAACUCACUGAUGAUGAUACAUAUGCAGCUUGUAUUAUCGGUUGUCAUUGUGAAUCGACCGACAAAUUCGAUUGUGCCGAAUUGGAUUGUCCCGAAUGGUUAGGCGAACCCGUGAAAUUUGGAUGUUACCGGAAAUACGAGGUUGGAAAAUGCUGUUCCGAAGGCGAAAUAUGUCCCACUGAAUCCACGCCACCCCCAGAAUGUUUAAUUAAUGGAGUCAUAUCCGUAGAAGGUGAAAGAUAUUUUCCUGCUAACACCUGCUUGGAGUGCGUUUGCAAUAAAGGAUACAAAGGCAAAAACGAACCGCCAUUUUGUAGAAAUCAAAUUUGCGCCGCCGAAGCACAUCACAGCGAAGAAAUUCACAAGUACUGUGCACCACAUUACGGCGGUACCGACUCUAGGGUGCUUUGUUGUCCUGAUGGAUGGGUGUGUCCUUCACAUAAUGAUAAGACGCUGCCAGCUAAUCCUAAAGCAGCAACUUCAAAUCUCAAAUGUAAAUAUGGAGACAAAACAUUAAAGUUGGGUGAAAGAAUACAAGGUCAAUUCAAAUGGUACGAUGGUUCCCUAAGAGAUUCUCAAUGUGAAUGCAUCGUACCUCCGUUGAUGACGUGCAGAGAUGUUCCGAGAAUUACUCCAACUUCAACAUCUACUACUCCAUCAUAUAUAAUUGAAACAAUUCAUGAUUAA